This is a messenger RNA of Cololabis saira (Pacific saury), 1772 nucleotides long. RefSeq names its product atypical chemokine receptor 4b (gene ackr4b). Lineage: Eukaryota; Metazoa; Chordata; Actinopteri; Beloniformes; Belonidae. The record is from RefSeq and is a predicted model, not a curated record. The coding region runs from base 188 to 1303 and encodes 371 amino acids. Gene Ontology annotation, biological process: immune response; G protein-coupled receptor signaling pathway; chemotaxis. Gene Ontology annotation, cellular component: membrane. The transcript is spliced from 2 exons. Gene Ontology annotation, molecular function: chemokine receptor activity; scavenger receptor activity; chemokine binding.
GAGAGCUACGUGGAGGACAGACACGCUGCUGGUGUCGGCGGUGGAGGGAGUGGGCCGGGCUGCAGUAGAAAAACAGCCACUUCUGCUCUGGAGCUCUCAUAACAGAGCUGCCCAGGGAAACCAGCUGUACAUCCACCAGGAAUCCUGCUCUUUUUUUCCCCUAUCACAAUCCUCGCACAAGAUAAAUAUGGAGGACUUCUAUUACCACGAAGACGACGAAUCCAGCAUGAAUGAAAGUUACGAUUACAAUUACGAACACAGUGUCUGUGACAAAGAAGAAGUGCGUUCUUUUGGGGGAAUCUUCCUGCCAAUCAUCUAUGCCUUGGCUCUGGUGGUAGGCCUGGCGGGGAAUGCCCUGGUGGUGGCGGUUUACACAUCGCGGCUGAGACUGAGAACCCUGACGGAUGUGUGCAUUCUCAACCUGGCCAUUUCGGACUUGCUGCUCCUCUUCACGCUGCCGUUUUGGGCGGCCGAUGCCGUCCAUGGCUGGAUGCUGGGGGUCGCCGCCUGCAAGCUCACCUCGUUUCUCUACAGCACCAACUUCAGCUGUGGCAUGCUGCUGCUGGCGUGCAUCAGCGUGGACCGCUACCGGGCCGUAGCCCAAAGUCCAAGAGGCAGAACUGGAACAGGGCCACAUGUGAAGAGGCAGCGGCUCCUGGUGUGUUUUGUGUUGUGGGCUCUAGCCAGCUUUCUCGGCCUUCCUGAACUGAUCUUCUCCACGGUGAAGAGAUCUCACCACAGGACUGGCUGCACGCCCGUCUACCCACCCAGUAUGGCCCGUCCUGCAAAGGCUGCCCUGGAGCUGCUGGAAGUGAUCCUGAGAUUCCUGCUGCCGUUCAUGGUCAUGGUGGUGUGCUACUGUUUGGUGGGAAGGGCGCUGAGCCAGGCCGCCGAGGUGCGGAGAGAACGAAAGUGGCGUGCUCUGCGGGUCCUCCUGGCCGUGGUGGCAGUUUUCCUGCUCACCCAGCUGCCCUACAGCGUGGUCAAGCUGUGCCGAGCCAUGGACAUCAUUUACAUCCUCGUGACCGACUGUGAGGUCAGCAAGGGCCUGGAUCGCGCUCUCCAAAUAACGGAGAGCCUGGCGCUCAGCCACGCCUGCAUCAACCCUCUCCUAUACGCCUUCAUGGGAUCCUCCUUCAGAGGUCACGUCUUAAAGACUGCCAAACGCCUGGGACAGCGGCUCGGGAGACACUCCAGACAAGUCGACGAACAACCAGCGGUGGAGAUCGCACUGCACACGCAAAGUCAGAACCAGUCCCUGUCUGGUUCAGAAGACCAAGACACCAGCACUUUCACCAUCUAAUGUCCCACUAUAUCUCAUAUUUUACUGCACAACAUAAGUGAUGUAGAAAAAGAGAAGCCAUUUAUGAGGUUCUGGCACAUAUUCUACAACAGUUCCCAUGGCGAUUCUCUAUGCACUCAACACGGUUGCCAGAUCUUUACAUUCAGAACCUCAACUGAGAUGGUACUUGAAAAUAGAUCCGAACCACAAUGGAAAACCUAAAAACAUUGCAAUGUAUCCUACUGUGUAAUACAACUGGAGAAGAAAAAAGAACCACUAUAAAACUGAAACAUGUAUCUAUUGUACACACACAUAUAUGCAUUUGCAUGUCUAUAAAGUUGUAAAUGUGCAUUUACAAUCACACAAGAUUGAUAUCAAUAGCUAUAUUAUCAUUUCUUUAGAAUAAAAACUAUGGUUACAGUGACUCUUAAUGCACUAAGCUUAAUGUUUUAUAUAAAUUAUGUAUUUUCUUAAAUAAAUAAAGCCUUUG